Messenger RNA from Dendroctonus ponderosae (mountain pine beetle), 977 nucleotides. Its product is annotated as protein SGT1 homolog. The transcript has 5 exons. Gene Ontology annotation, molecular function: protein-folding chaperone binding. Bases 187 to 819 code for a protein of 210 amino acids. The record is from RefSeq and is a predicted model, not a curated record. NCBI's taxonomy places the organism in Eukaryota, Metazoa, Arthropoda, Insecta, Coleoptera, Curculionidae. Gene Ontology annotation, biological process: protein stabilization.
UAAUGUCAGGAAUUUUGACUUUGACGUUUCUAUGUCCUAAUGUGACGUCUCAAUAAUAAACUUUUUAUAUAAAGUCCCUGAAGUGCCCAUAAAUAGUAACAAUACAAAGCGAAAAAAUCGAUUUAAACUAGUAAAUUUCAUCUGACUUUCCCUUAAUUAUUAUUAGAGAAUAUUUGCGUCCUCAUAAUGUCUGAUUCGCUGAGGCCUGUACUUCAUGUGAAGCAUGACUGGUACCAAACAGACUCUGCAGUGGUGAUUACAGUCCUCAUCAAGAAUCUCAAAAAAGACCAAUUGAAAAUCACUUUUACAAACUCGCAAGUCGAAAUGAAGAUUUCGGUGCCUGAGUUCGAAGAGUAUUCCAAAUGCUUUAACGUUUCUCAUAAAAUCGUACCUGACCAGAGUGGUUAUAAACUGACAUCUUCAAAGAUUGAAAUCCAACUGAAAAAGACUGAAUGUAUUAGAUGGGAGAAAUUGGAAGGAAAACCAGCGGAGAAUGUAAAAGUCGUACCACAAGAACAUGCUACUGAACUAAGCCAUCCUCCCUCAUACCCAACAUCAAAGAAAGGCAAGGAUUGGAACCAAGUAGAGAAGGAGAUUAAAAAACAGGAAGAACAAGAAAAACCUGAGGGCGAGGAGGCAUUGAAUAAGCUUUUCAAGGAAAUUUAUGGCAAAGGGAGUGACGAAGUGAGGAAAGCCAUGAACAAGAGCUUUAUGGAAAGCGGUGGAACCGUACUAAGCACUAAUUGGAACGAAGUGUCCAAAACUAAAGUGGAUGUCAAGCCUCCAGAUGGAAUGGAAUUUAAAAAGUGGGACAGUUAAAUUGAAAUAACACAGUAAAAUGAAAAACGGGAAUUUGCAAAGUCAUAAAAUUGUACUUCCCAAAUGGCCAAGCCAUGUUAGCCUACAUACAUAUGUAGAGUCCUUCAAAUUGUAUCAUUUUUAAAUACGCUGUUUACUUAAUAUAUUAUGUGCCUGGA